Hymenoscyphus albidus is the source of this 429-nucleotide messenger RNA. The record is from the annotation of a GenBank genome assembly. NCBI's taxonomy places the organism in Eukaryota, Fungi, Ascomycota, Leotiomycetes, Helotiales, Helotiaceae.
AUGCCCGCCUGCGCAAUGCUGUAUGGAAGGCUGCAGAGUGCUUCCUCUGCAUUUUCCACCGCCUCUGAUUGGCGAGAGAGCGGAAGACGUGCAGAUGCACUGCAGAUGGCCGUUGGUCCUUGGCUGCUUUUUCCCUCAAAGGCGUUUGGCUGCCAGGGGAUUAUUGAGCCUAACCCCAUCCUCGCUAGCCUUGGACGACCAGACCAGGCCAGCGUUGGCCGUGGGCGAAUCAGCUCGCGUAUCCAGGCUUCUGCUGCCCUCGGCUCGGCCCCUGUCCUUCUCUUCAUGAUCUCCAACAACCAUGUCGAUGAGUCUCUCCGUACCCCUUCCGCUUCCUCUCUGCCAUUUGCAUUUGCUUGUCUAUCUGCUCCGCAGCCUGCUCCGCAGCCUGCUGGUCCCUCUCUCAAUGAUGCCUGCAGCCUGUCCUGA